AUGGUUCAGGCUCAUCAAGACCCGUCCCUAACAAUGCAGCAUGUUCCAUCCAAUCCACAUGGAACAGAAUGCCAGUCCUGCACCUCAGUACAAUCCCAGGCCCUCUUCCAUUCCCUUUCUGCACACAUGGCCUCCCUCACCCCCAAAAGGGAAUGGAUGAAACUCCCAUGCAUACAACCCAGAGCGUCAAUUGGCCCUCGGGUCUUGAAAGACGACUCCUGCAUCAUUUCUGCGCACACACUUGGAACACAAGAAACCAUUCACAUGCGCUUAUCACGAGAAUUACUCCAUCCUCACCCCUCCCAGGUUCUUACACAAUUUCGCCCUCCCUCUCGUUCCCAUGACAUCACCUCCCAUGCCAAUGCAGCAACACUUGCCCCACCUCCUUCACCAAUUGGUGCAAGCAGUCGAGGCAGAUGCCUCCGUCACUGUGCUGUCAACGCCCGUGUCCUGUCCUCCGCUGAUAUUGACCCAGUGGCACUGUCACAUGUCUAUAUUAUUAACUUAGAAUCUCUAAACAUUAGUAUAGUGAACUCAAUCAAUAUGCAGGAUAUAUUCCUAUGA
This is a messenger RNA of Laccaria bicolor S238N-H82, 564 nucleotides long. RefSeq lists its product as uncharacterized. The transcript is spliced from 3 exons. The coding region runs from base 1 to 564 and encodes 187 amino acids. NCBI's taxonomy places the organism in Eukaryota, Fungi, Basidiomycota, Agaricomycetes, Agaricales, Hydnangiaceae. The record is from RefSeq and is a predicted model, not a curated record.